UUGCGCGAAUGCUGGCCCAAUCGCAGAGGCACCACCAACGCAGCAGAGACAAGUUCAAGUUCCACUUUGGGAAUCCUAAAAAAAAAAGAGCAAGAUCCAAGAUGUGCGGCAUCUGGGCUAUGUUUGGCAGUGAUGAGUGCCUGUCAGCUCAGUGCACAAACGCCAUGAAGAUCGCACAUCGAGGCCCGGACGCCUUCCGCUUUGAAAAUAUCAACGGAUACACCAACUGCUGCUUUGGCUUCCAUCGUCUGGUUAUUUUGGAUCAGCUGCAUGGCAUGCAACCCUUGCAUGUCAAGAAAUUGCCUUCUUUGUGGCUGUGCUACAAUGGCGAGAUUUACAACCAUCUCACACUCAAGAAGCAAUUUGACUUUGAAUGCCAGACAGAAGUGGACGGUGAGGUCUUGCUCCAUUUGUAUGACCGCUUUGGCAUUCAGAAGGCCGCCUCUCUCCUGGAUGGCACUUUUGCUUUUGUUCUUUUGGACACAACAAACAAAAAAGUGUGCCUUGGAAGGGACACGUAUGGUGUGCGCCCUUUGUUUCGACUUCUUACUGACAGUGGAUUGCUUGGAGUCAGCUCCGAAGCCAAAGGUCUUAUGGAUGUUAUCCCUGCGUUGGGCAAUCCUGUCAAAAUCACACCCUUUCUUCCGGGACAUUUUGAGGUCUUUGAUUUGAAGCCCAAUGGCAAAGUGAAAUCCAUUCAGUUGGAGCAGUUUCAUGAAUGCACAAAUGAGCCCAUUCAUGCCAUCUAUGACACUGUGGGGAAACUGCCAGCAAGUUUUGAUGAAGACAUUGUGAAGGACAACAUCAGAACUUUGUUUGAGAAUGCAGUUCGGAAACGUCUCAUGGCCACGAGGAGAAUUGGUUGUCUUCUCUCAGGUGGUUUGGAUUCCAGUUUGGUUGCCGCUACGUUGGUAAAACUGGCAAAAAAAGUGGGGCUGAAAUAUCCAAUUCAAACAUUUUCAAUUGGGUCAGAGGACAGCCCGGACAUCUUAGCUGCCCGUAAGGUUGCGGCUUACAUUGGCAGUGAACACCACGAAGUGAAUUUUACUGCAGAAGAAGGCAUUCGCGCUGUAGAGGAAGUCAUUGUAAGCCUUGAGACGUAUGACAUCACGACCGUACGUGCCUCUGUUGGAAUGUACUUGGUCUCUAAAUACAUCCGUGAGAAUACAGAUAGUGUGGUGAUCUUCUCUGGAGAAGGCUCCGAUGAGCUCACGCAAGGCUAUAUUUACUUCCACAAGGCGCCCAGCACCAAAGCAGGAGCAGAAGAGAGCAUUCGACUGCUGAAAGAACUCUACCUGUUUGAUAAUCUCCGAGCCGAUCGCACCACUUCUGCACAUGGUUUGGAGCUCCGAGUCCCUUUCUUGGACCACAGACUGACGGCUUACUACCUAUCCCUGCCCGAGGAAAUGAGAAAUCCCCAGCAUGGAGUGGAGAAGUACCUUUUGAGGGACUCGUUCAGCGGCCAGAAAUUGAUCCCUGAUGACAUCCUGUGGCGGAGGAAAGAAGCCUUCAGUGAUGGUGUGAUGUCUCUUAAGAAGUCCUGGUAUAUCUUUCUGCAGGAGAACCUUUCAUCCACGGUGACUGAUGGCCAAAUGGCGGAUGCCUCGAAAAUAUUCCCUCACAACACUCCCCGUACUAAAGAAGCUUACUACUUCAGGCGGGUGUUUGAAAAACACUUCCCUGGCCAUGCUGAGCUGCUCCCCCAUUUCUGGAUGCCGCGUUGGAUUGACGCCACUGACCCAUCAGCUCGCACACUAGCCAUCUACAAAACUAACCAGGAACAUCUGAAUAACUGCAAGUGAAGUCCCCGGAGAAACCGUCGACUCAGUCCAUUCGCUACAGGUUUUGCUUUUCACCAAAAUUCAUUUUCAUCUAGUGUCAAUAUUUAGGAAUUGAAAUACAACAGAAGCAGGGCACAGAAUUCAC
Hippocampus zosterae (dwarf seahorse) is the source of this 1926-nucleotide messenger RNA. RefSeq names its product asparagine synthetase (gene asns). The transcript is spliced from 12 exons. Gene Ontology annotation, cellular component: cytosol. Lineage: Eukaryota; Metazoa; Chordata; Actinopteri; Syngnathiformes; Syngnathidae. Gene Ontology annotation, molecular function: asparagine synthase (glutamine-hydrolyzing) activity. The record is from RefSeq and is a predicted model, not a curated record. Bases 9 to 1802 code for a protein of 597 amino acids.